AAAACUCCAAUGUAGCUUCUACCGGCAGAUUUGUGUUCUGUUAUUGCACUUGCGGGAAAAGCAUGGGUCGGGAGGAAAACAUAACAGAAGAUGAGGCUGCACUUUACGACAGACAGAUUCGUCUGUGGGGUCUUGAUGCCCAGAGAAGACUUCGUGCAGCACGUGUAAAUAAGAUGCCAGUGCUUUUGGUUGGAGUGAAGGGCCUUGGAGCAGAGGUGGCCAAGAAUAUUGUCCUCGCUGGAAUCAAAUCUAUCACUCUGCUUGACAGUUCACUGGUUGACGAUGAAGACUGCACAUCUCACUUCCUUGUGUCGAAAGCUGAUUUAGGCAAAAAUCGUGCUGAAUCCUCCCUUCACCGAGUCCAGCUGCUCAACCCGAUGGUCCAAGUAACAGCUGACUCUGGGGAUGUUGAUGGCAAAGACGACGCCUUCUUCACCAACUUUGACGUUGUCUGUGUCACCUGCUGUCCAGCAGCCACUCAGUGCAGAAUCAACAAGUUUUGUGCCGAAAACAGUAUUCAGUUCUUCAGUGGAGAUGUCUUUGGUUACUAUGGUUACAUGUUCAGCGAUCUAGGAGAACAUGAAUACGCAGAGGAGGUUCCCAACACAAAGGCCAAACCAGCUGAAGAUGAGGAGACUGAUGAACCAUCACCCAAGAAAGCAAAGACUGAGGAACCGGAAACUGUUGUUGUGAAAAAGUGCAUGACAUUCAAGCGCCUGGAAAAUGCUCUCAGUGUUGACUGGAGCUUAGAUGAUAUGAAAAAGAAGCUGAGAAGAACCCCUAACACAUACUUCAUCAUGGAAGUGCUUCUAGACUUCUAUGGCAAACACAAGCGGAGACCUCUAAUUAAAUCAAAAGCUGAAGAUGUGACAGACCUGAAUGGAAUAAGGGAGACAACUCUGGAGAGACUCAAGGUGGACAAGAAAGUAGUGCCAGAGGACUUUGCAAGUUUCUGUUUUGCUGAGCUGAGUCCGGUGUGUGCUGUCGUAGGGGGUGUACUGGGACAGGAAAUCAUUAAGGCGGUCUCCCAGAAGGACCAGCCCCACAACAACUUCUUUUUCUACAACGGCAUUGACGGCAAUGGCAUGGUGGACAACAUCGGCAGCAGCCAGCACUGACAUCGUGACUCUUUGUGACUGUUUACAGCAGCCUCUAUGUUAUUGUUAACAUACACUGAGAUUCAAUGCAAGCCUCAACACUGACAACUGAUGCUAAACAUAAAAGGCAUGUUGGAAAGCUAAUCUUUGUUCUCGGACACUGCUAACACUCUUUUUUGCCAACAACAAAAAUAUAUAUGACUGAAUUUAGGAACGUUCAUUCACUUAAAAUGAAACAGGUUGCACACCUAUGCCAUUAUUUUGUCGUACAACUAAAUUUAGAUCAUCUUUAUUUUCCAUAAUGAUUUAGUAUCAGGUGAGUUGGAGUUUGAAGAGGUAGCCAGUGUUCUGGACCAAGUGUUAUAGAUUAAAAAAACAUGAUUUAUAAGUGUUCGGGUUGAAACAGUGAGGGAUGUUUCUGUCCAGAUGCUUUUUUUCUCAAUUGAAUGAACUUUUUUCCCGAUUUUGAAUCAAAACUAGUGUUAACUCUAUUGUCCACUGCCAACAAAAAAAGCAUUUACGCUCACCUGGGACGAUCUUAUGCCAGGUGAGUCAUAUAUCACUGUUCAUUAGCAUUUUGUCUCUUUGGAUUGAUCUGUAGCAUUCCUCAUCACAGGUGAACUAACGUUUGUCAAAGAAUCACAUGAUCUUCGAAACCACAUCUUUCUUAUAUCUUUCUUCGAAUGAUAACGGUCACACAAGUGGCACUUAAAUUUGGUCAAUGUACGGUUGUAUCCAAGGCAGCAAUUUCAACUGAUAAAAGGGGUACCAAGUAUUGUCAGGCUUGGCCAUUUUUCUGGUUACUACAAUCACUGUGUGAAAACUUUCUUAAAGUAUCUAGAAAACUAGAAUUGUUUGACCUUUGAAAAGUUUUUAUCUCAGUUCGAUGUAGUUACUGACUUCUACAAGGUUGAGCCGACGGAGAUCAAGCACACAUGUAAACAUUUUCAUCAGAGUAUUGUCAGUUUGGGUAUGGUCACCUGCUUGUGACUAUUUUUGUAAUAAAUGCAAUAUAUUUG
Molecule: messenger RNA, 2116 nt
Organism: Haliotis rubra (blacklip abalone)
Lineage: Eukaryota; Metazoa; Mollusca; Gastropoda; Lepetellida; Haliotidae
Product: SUMO-activating enzyme subunit 1-like
Biological process (GO): protein sumoylation
Cellular component (GO): SUMO activating enzyme complex; cytoplasm
Molecular function (GO): SUMO activating enzyme activity
Source: RefSeq, a predicted model, not a curated record